UUAGAUAAACGGAGGGCACUAUAAUAGUGCUUAUGUUCAAGUGACACUUCUCUGGUAGCCUAGCAAUGGUUGCCAUGCCUACAUCAUUCAUCGCAUUUCAUCUUAUCGCUUACGCAGUUGUGUCACACCACACCAUCACAAGGGGGAAAUACUACAAUAAGGCACGGAGAAGAAGCCGGGUGUGGUGGCACCUCCUGUAAUCCGAACCUUCCGGAGGCUGAUACAGGGGGAUUGUCAGUUCCAGGCCAGUGCUGGCUGCACAGAAAGCCCCAGGCCAGCCUGAGCUGCAGAGAGACUUUGUCUCAAUAAGCCAGAGACUUCCGGCUUCCUCCCUCCCUCUAGCAAGAUGGCGACGUCUGAGGAGGAGCUGCAGCAGCAGAGGCUCCCGGACCUGCUGGAAACCAGCAGACAACUUCUGGAGGAGGUGGAAGCCUCGACCCAACCCACGGGCUCCAAGCUAAUCCAGGAUAAGGUGAGGAGGGCCUUGAAACUCCUGGAGACGGCCUCAGACAUGUUAUUACAGCUCGAGCUGUUCAGCCGGAACGAAGAUUGGGAGGAGAUUGCUUCCGCUGACCUCAAGUACCUGAUGCUCCCGGCCCUGAAGGGCGCGCUCACGCUGAAGCUGGUGGGCCCCAGCCAUCGCCUCAACCACCUGCGGGAGGCUCGAGACCACUUCAUGAACUUCCUAACCCAGAGCCACAGCUACCAUGUGGCCGAUUUUCAGCUGCCCUGGGCCCAGAGCAGCUCACCACCGGAAGGCAGCCCCGCCACUUCAGCCAUCCUGGAGCCUAACCUCGUUGCCAUGGCAUCCCAGAGGCAGGCUAAAAUUCAGAGGUACAAGCAAAAUAAAGCGGUGGAGCAGAGAGUGUCCGCUCUGAAAUCAGCAGUGGAGAGCGGUCAGGCUGAUGACGAGUGUGUGCGGGAGUAUUACCUCCUUCAGCUUCGCAGGUGGAUUAACAUCAGCUUGGAUGAGAUCGAGAGUAUCGACCAGGAGAUAGAGAUCCUGAGGGAAAGAGACUUUUCGGGCGAGCCAUCAGCUUCUCCCUUGCCUCCUCAGGAGAGGCCUCCAAUGAAACCCUUCGUCCUCACUCGGAGCGUUGCCCAAACACAAGUCUUUGGAGCUGGGUACCCAAGUCUGGCGACUAUGACGGUGAACGACUGGUAUGAACAACACCAGAAAUGUGAGGGUUUACCAUCAGGUCAGGAAGUCGAAAAGCAAGCACCACCACCUGAGUCCCACAGAGCGUCUCAGCAGGAAGAAGAGCUGGAGCUGGAGCAAAAGGAAGAAGAGGAAGAUGAGGAUGCCCUUCACAGGAUGCAGCAGUGGGAUGAAUGGAAGGACACCCAUCCUAGGGGCUAUGGCAACCGACAGAACAUGGGCUAACCUCCCCUCAGUGUGAAAGGACAAUGGAUCGCUCGUCUUCCCACACCAGGAUAACCGUGUUCCCUUCCUUAGGCCCCUGCUCCAGACAUGUGCAACAAAGGCAAAGAUACUGAUCUUGCUUCGCAUUCAAUAAAGUACCACUAUCAAGUUUUAUUUGCACCCUAGUUAAUGUCCGGUGCUCUCAUUUGAGCGUUAUUCUCACCAUGGUGUAUUGCAGUUUCUUAAGUGGAUAGGAAGAGUGCUGAGAAAUGGCUGUGCAAUGACCGACUGUAUGAUUUAUCUUUAAAAAAUAAAAUCCCCUCUUUUGGAAAAAAAUAUAUAUCCAGAGAGAACAUUCA
Molecule: messenger RNA, 1722 nt
Organism: Peromyscus californicus insignis
Lineage: Eukaryota; Metazoa; Chordata; Mammalia; Rodentia; Cricetidae
Product: immunoglobulin-binding protein 1b-like
Exons: 1
Coding region: 347-1384 (345 amino acids)
Biological process (GO): regulation of signal transduction; regulation of dephosphorylation
Cellular component (GO): cytosol
Molecular function (GO): protein phosphatase 2A binding
Source: RefSeq, a predicted model, not a curated record